CGCAGAGGUAGAUGGACCGCGAAAAGCACAGUACAACCCGGUACGCCGGUCUAGCCGGCGGCAUGACCGGAUGUAUAACCCGCUUCAUCUGCCAACCACUGGACGUGUUGAAAAUUCGCCUCCAGCUCCAGGUGGAACCGAUCGCGACCAGCUCGAACCACUCCAAAUAUCGUUCGAUGUUACAAUCGAUCGCCUGCAUCUACCGUGAGGAAGGUCUGCUAGCUUUCUGGAAGGGUCACAAUCCGGCCCAGGUGCUUUCCCUCGUGUACGGUGUGGCGCAGUUUUCUUUCUACGAACGAUUAAACAGCCUUCUGCGUAGUGUGCCGAUGCUGGAAGGGCACGAUCAGGGUCGCCAGUUCCUCUGUGGUGCUUGCAGUGGUUCGUUUGCUGCCCUUACCAUCAUGCCGCUGGACGUCAUACGGACACGACUCGUUUCACAGGAUCCCGGCCGGGGCUACCAAAACGCCCUGCAGGGUUUGACGGAGAUUUACCGACACGAAGGCGUCAGGGGAUUGUAUCGGGGUGCCGGGCCAGCGAUGCUACAAAUUGCGCCAUUGGCCGGUGGCCAGUUCAUGUUUUACAACCUAUUCGGUACGCUGGCCAAGCAGUUGCACGGGCUGCCGGUCGAGGCAAAGCUACCAUCGCAGGAACUGUUCGUUUGCGGUGGGCUGGCUGGUCUGUGUACGAAACUGCUCGUCUAUCCACUAGAUCUAACAAAAAAGAGACUGCAGAUACAGGGUUUCGCAAACAGCCGGCAAACGUUCGGACAGCACUUCGUUUGUCGCCAUAUGUUCCACUGCCUGGUGCAGGUUGGUCGAGGUGAGGGCCUUCGCGGUCUGUACAAAGGUUUACUGCCGUCCCUGCUAAAGGCCGGGUGUACUUCCGCUUUUUACUUUAUGAUCUACGACAGUCUGUUGGUGCUGUUCAACAGCAAAGGGAAGCUUUAACGUUGUAUACAUAAAUACGGCUUAGCCAUAACGCACAUUCUACAAUU
Messenger RNA from Anopheles coustani, 994 nucleotides. Its product is annotated as mitochondrial thiamine pyrophosphate carrier-like. Bases 12 to 947 code for a protein of 311 amino acids. Gene Ontology annotation, biological process: thiamine pyrophosphate transmembrane transport. Lineage: Eukaryota; Metazoa; Arthropoda; Insecta; Diptera; Culicidae. Gene Ontology annotation, molecular function: thiamine transmembrane transporter activity. Gene Ontology annotation, cellular component: mitochondrial inner membrane. The transcript has a single exon. The record is from RefSeq and is a predicted model, not a curated record.